AUGCGCACAGCUGGGGACGCGGCAGCAUGGCCACUCGAGCUAAGCGGAGGAGAGCGGCAGGGCCGCCCGAUUGCCGGGAGGAGGAAAGCGGCGAUGGAGAGGACUCCGACUCGGAGCUGGACAGCGAGGAGAACGAAGAGGAGGAGGAGGAGGAGGAAGAGGAGCUCAAUGAAGAAGUAAAUGUUGAAUUUGAAGCACAUUCAAUAUCUGAUAAUGAUAAGAACGGAAUAAAAAAAUUACUACAACAGUUGUUUCUAAAGGCUCCUAUUAAUACAGGUGAUCUGACUGAUAUAUUGAUACAACAAAAUCACAUUGGGAGUGUUGUCAAGCAAGCAGAAUUUUUAGAAGAUAGUGAUGCUGAUGAAGAUGAUGCUGAUGAGGUUUUUGGUUUCAUAAGCCUCUUAAACCUAACAGAAAGGAAGGGUACUGAAUGUGCUGAACAAAUUAAAGAGCUGGUUUUAAGUCAGUGUGAGAAGAACUGUGAACAGAGUAUGGUUGAACAGCUGGAUAAACUCUUAAGUGACACCACCAAGCCUGUGGGCUUCCUGCUAAGUGAAAGAUUCAUUAAUGUGCCUCCCCAGAUCGCUCUGCCCAUGCACCAGCAAUUGCAGAAAGAACUGACGGAAGCUCAAAAAACAAACAAGCCUUGUGGAAAAUGUUACUUCUAUCUUCUAAUUAGCAAGACUUUUACUGAUAAGAAGAGUAGUGCUAGAAAAAAAGGAAGCAAUGUCCGCCAGAAAGAGGAGCUGAUGUUUUCAAAUGCUGAGGAUGAAUUCUUUUAUGAGAAAUCACUUCUGAAGUUCAGUUACUCGGUAGAAGAAGAAAGUGACUCGUGUUUGGGAGGCAGAUGGUCUUUUGAAGAUGUACCCAUGAAACCUUUGCGAACUGUGAUGGUAAUCCCUGCUGACAGGAUGGAUGCCAUCAUGGAUAAGCUCAAAGAAUAUCUUUCUAUCUAAACAACUUUUUGUGCUAACAGUUUUAUGAAGUCACCCUGUAAGACUUGCUUGACUUUUAAGCGGUGUCUGGAACUUUUCUAUAUCAAUUCUGCACUCUUUCAUGAUCUCCUUUUGUUUCUUCAAAAUAUGUCAGUUAUACAAGUAGCCACAUGCAACAUCUGCUGUUAUGAGAUGGCAUUUAAGAACAUUAGUAUGAUUACAAGUGGAAUAAAAAAAAAUCAAACCUAAUCAUUAAAUAAUGCUGGAUACUUUUCUAAACAGCUAUACAUCAUUUCCAUAUUGCCAAAGGUCAUAGAAAAAUCACUUAUUCUCAUUGUGUUUUGUUGUAGAAUAUCUGAUCACUUACCACAUCUUAUAAGACUUAUAUUGUAAAAACUGGUGUUGGGGCAUAUCCUAUACAUACAGGUUAUGUAUACAACAUAGUUUGGGAUAGGAAACUUAUUGAAUAAUACAUCUUUGUUCAGUCGGUAUUUCAAGAUAUUUUUCAUAAUUUUUAUCUUCGCUGUUUGCUUUUUGUUCCUUGUCUGUUACUGAAAUGGGUGAUAAAUGAUUGAUUACUUCCUGCAGAAUAGCCUUGCUCUCACUAGCAGGCAGAUUGCUAAAAUAGUAUUGAGGUACCAGCUCCACAAACCUGAUAAGAAACAGAACAAAGAAAGGAGGGUAUAUUAUAAGGCAACAAUUUCUUCGUAUUUUGUAUGACUGUUUUUAUUACUCAUGUAACAAAUGAGUAAUAUGCAGACACAUUUGAUGUAUUAAGUAUAGAGAUUCACAGUUGGAAUCCAGGAUUGGUUCCAAAGAAAAUAUUCCAUGUAAGCGUAUACCCUUUAAACAUCUCUGUGAUUUAAGAUGCCCCCUCUGUUCUUCAAGUAGUGGUGCUAUUAGGCUUUCAGGUGUUGCAAAUUGCAUAUUAAAUACAGAGUAGUUCUAUAUUCUAUAUUUGAGCAUAUUCUGCGCAAAUUCUACCUACAGCUUUAGUGCAUACCCUAUUGAAAUUCAGGUAAGCUGUGGAAUAACAGCCUUUUUUAUCUGUUUCAAUUGAUCUGAACUAGGAAGAGUUUCCUGCUGCUAUGCGGAUUGUUACUAGCCCACUGCCCACACACAUCAAUGCAAGUCAUUUGUGACACAUCAACCGCAUAAAAAAAAGGGGUGGGGGAGCCAGUUGAUUUCCAGCCUACAAAAACUUCCCUGCCUAGUUGCCUCCAGGCAAUUCUUACUUACCACAGAGAGGAGUCAGGAAAAUUUAAAGCCUGAUGUGUUGACAAAAUAUAAAGCAGGCUUUUUGAUCCGUGGACAGAUGUGUGGUUUUACACUUUUUAAAAAUAUUGUUUCACUUGGGUUUUAUAGAUGUAUAUUAAUUCCAAAACAUACCCUUCAAUUUAGAAAUAGUACAGUCAAUUCUAUAUUAUUAAAAAGAGACAUUAUUGUGUUUUGAACUCCAUAUUUAGGGAAACAUAACAUGAAAUUAGUAACACAGGACUGAAGCAGCUGAAGGCUGAAUGUCCCACUUUUAAAUUCCUAAUUAAAAAUGUAAUCCCUUAUCCCAUGGUUCAGUAAGUGAAAUGCUUUUAACUAAAAAUUAUUUUAGAUUUUUAUGGAAAGCAUUUCUGCAGUUCAGCCAUGCUGAGCUGCAAACCUCAAACCAUCUGUACAAGAAUAGUCUCCUUGACUUCAUAAUGAGAAUAUAUAUGACUGUAGUCUCUACAUUGUCUGCUCUACAAGGACCGUUUUUUAAACCUAGUUUAAAAUUUAGCACUGGCAACAACAAAAAUGAAGUUAAUUUAAUAAAGAUCU
Elgaria multicarinata webbii is the source of this 2747-nucleotide messenger RNA. RefSeq names its product BRCA2 and CDKN1A interacting protein (gene BCCIP). Gene Ontology annotation, cellular component: nucleus. The record is from RefSeq and is a predicted model, not a curated record. Lineage: Eukaryota; Metazoa; Chordata; Lepidosauria; Squamata; Anguidae. The transcript has 7 exons. Bases 27 to 956 code for a protein of 309 amino acids.